This is a messenger RNA of Porites lobata, 2595 nucleotides long. NCBI's taxonomy places the organism in Eukaryota, Metazoa, Cnidaria, Anthozoa, Scleractinia, Poritidae. The record is from the annotation of a GenBank genome assembly.
AUCGCUGAGCAAGAUACGGAAAUUGUUAAAACACACUACAGUCCAAGAGGUGUUUUCUUCGUAUAUUUCCAGGGAGAGGCCUCGAUAGAAGUCGACAAGCAUUUUAACCAGACUUUUUCAGGGCUAUGUUAUUUGCCAAGUGAUGCCGCGGAAAAAAGGGUAGAUGGAUCACGUCUGCAAGGUACAUUUUUAAUUGAAUAUUUGUACGAUACAUAUAUUUUUAAUUUCAUUUCUGUACUUGCCUUCCGGGGAGCUAGCUGCAUUAAAACAAGCUUCUCUUCAAGUGAUGAAGGUCGAUCAAAGUUUAUUCGCAAAUUUGCUUUGUAUAUCGUAUAUCUUUCAAUUCUCCAGCGGACGUUGGAGAAAUGAAUGUUUGUUUUGGCUUUUUUAUCUCUCAUCGGUCUAUAUGUCAAAAACUUUUUGUGACGAAUACCGUAUCUCGGUCUCUGGUAGCUUUUUUGAAGCCAACCCUAGACCGAUUUGCAGAGGAGAGUCAAAAUACCUUGAAAACCCAUAUUAUAAACAUCUGUUUCAGUCCUUGUCGUAAAUAAUGUCGAAUGCAGGGUGUGAGUACAUGAAUGCGCGCGUCUUUUACUGAGUAAUCAAACUGGUGUAAAUAUCGUUUCUCACCUUGGGACUUUUGGUCCGUGCUUGCAUGAGUCGAUGUCGUUAUCACUUUAUUCAAGCGUAAACUUCAGGCCCAUAACCAGGAUUUUAUGUGGGGGGGUGCUAACGAGGCCAAAGUGGACCAAACUACCGAAAUGUAUUUUUUAUUGUCUGAUCCGUUUAUUUAGGGAAGUAGCAAUACAUGAGAAAUUGUAACGGCAAAGUACAUGGUAGGAACUGAAUAUUACAUUUGUCGAAUACAACUGUUUGAAUUAAGUUAUAGAGGAGUAAUUUUACGAUGUAAAAUGAUACAUCAAAAUAUUGCGGAACUAAUCCUUCAGAAUAGUCCCGAGCUCCAGCCUCCGUGGGUGUUUGGUGGCAAACAGAUUUACCAUGCCUCAUCCAAAACAAUUUUAGCUUGAUAAUGUACGUGCAUUAGUGCGAGGGACGACAGCCUUUCCUGGCCCAUGCAUGCCCUGUUAUAUGUAUGCAGCCGCCUUAAAGAACUCGCACUUCUUUCACAUUCACAGCUCAUUGCAGGGAUUGUGGCGCAUAUCUUGAGGAACGCAUAUAUAUUUGGAAAGAGAUCAUCAUCGCACUCCUUAAGCGUGCGCACGUUAAUUUCAUUAUUCAUUUACAUAAGCUGGGACAUCUGUACGCUCAUUGAAAUGUUCUGAAUGACUCGGGCUACUAGAGUGCAGCUGGUUUUAUUUUCCCAGUGAAUACACUACUACUUUUUCCAUUCUUUGAUUUUGUUUAAAUAUCACUGUUAAGUUUGAAACUUCAGUUUAACCGACUGCAACUCCUUAACUUGGAUAUUGAGAAUCAAAAUGCGGACCUUUGGGGCCUGUGGGGAGGGUGCGAACGCACCCCGUGCACCCCCCCCUGCUUACGGGCCUGAACUUAUGCGUAGCCAGGUUUUGUUUCAAGUAUUUAAUGGUACCGUACGCGAAUCCCUCUGACGCAACUACUUUUCCAAAUACGGGAAGUCUCCCGAUCAAAUUAAAUCAUUUUUAUGGUUGGAAUCUGCUGUGAGCAAGAUCACCGCAGAGGUGGUGACUGCGACCACCUUUCGAGGAUAUUUAUGAAAUAGUGGUACCUUUUCCAUUUUAUUCAAACCUCAAUUAAGCCGCAUAAGCCGUCACUUGACCUGCGGUCUAAUCCUCAUCAGGUGUAGUUUCAAUACGAUCCGCUCAAUACGGACAGUCCGUUAACUAGGAGACUUGCUAUUGGCCUCUCGAUGUCCGUUUUGACGAGAUUUCACUGUUGCUUUGAAGAGUGAGAUGUAUGAGAUCUGUUUCCGAUUCAGAUCGAUCAUCCUUGUCGUGCAACUCUAUGUUAGGCGCCGUAUGACCAUACCUUGCAUUUGGGUGUGGUCGUUUAAAUUACGGAAGCUAACGAAAAUUACGGCUACACGAGACGAGAUAUGUGAGAACGCACGGGUUCUAUACGGCUCUGUCCUGUCAAUUUUCUCGUCCAUGCUUCAAGUUUAUGUUUUUGUCUCCAUUAGGAUUACCGAAUGUUCCCAUGACGCAACGUAACCUGCCAGCUUCAUUCUGGAAUCUACCAUCAAGAGACCAGACUCCACCACCACCUACGAGUUACCCGUGUCAUAGCAACUCAUCAUGUUUGUUCCAGCAAAGCGCGUCAAAUGGGCCAACUUAUUAUAGUACUGGCUACCACGUCACCAAUAACGCUUCACACGUCAGCCUUGGGCGAACAGCAACGAAUGCUGAUGAUACGUAUGCAUUUUCCGUCUCCUGUGCUCAGCUCGCCGCAGAGGUGGUGGAAAGUGUUCCGCCAAGGUACCUCCAACAAGGUCCUCAGCCGUUAUCUGACCCUUCAGGGCCUCUUUUAACACAAGAAACGGAUGUUGAUUGUAAUGAAAUGCAAACUUCGUUUAGGUUCAAUCCUAGCUACAAUGACCUUCUCAUACAACCCGAGGUGAAACCACAACUGCCACUUGUACCCGGUGAGCCAGCGAGAUGA